GUCUGUCUAUAUAGAGUUUUCCUUCUUUAUUUCAGUAUACAGCUAGAACUGUCUGUCUAUAUAGAGCUUUCUUUCUAUAUUUCAGUAUACAAACUGUCUGUCUAUAUAGAGCUUUCUUUGUAUAUUUCAGUAUACAAACUGUCUGUCUAUAUAGAGCUUUCUUUCUAUAUUUCAGUAUACAGUAAUAACUGUCUAUCUUUAUUUCAGUAUACACUUUCUUUGUAUAUUUCAGUAUACAGAAAUAACUGUCUAUCUUUAUUUCAGUAUACAGUAAUAACUGUCUAUCUUUAUUUCAGUAUACAGUAA
This is a messenger RNA of Lottia gigantea (owl limpet), 306 nucleotides long. RefSeq lists its product as hypothetical. Lineage: Eukaryota; Metazoa; Mollusca; Gastropoda; Lottiidae. The record is from RefSeq and is a predicted model, not a curated record. The transcript is spliced from 4 exons. The annotation marks the transcript as partial.